Messenger RNA from Penicillium robsamsonii, 1683 nucleotides. RefSeq lists its product as uncharacterized. The coding region runs from base 1 to 1683 and encodes 560 amino acids. The record is from RefSeq and is a predicted model, not a curated record. The transcript has a single exon. NCBI's taxonomy places the organism in Eukaryota, Fungi, Ascomycota, Eurotiomycetes, Eurotiales, Aspergillaceae.
AUGCUCAGAAGAAUUCGUCACUCAUUGAAUUGUUUACCAAGACGCCACUGCAGUUGUGACUCUGACAGCGACUCUUCGGUGGUCCGACGACCUAAGCGCACACAGCGAGGAACCCGACCUAAUCGCCCAGUAGUAAAUGCACCAAAGCAAGUCCUGCGUCAACCACUUCCUAAGAAUGUGGACAAAAGCCCGGCUCCAGCCGAGCCCAAACACAGCAAUAAAGGUGAAGAGAACGAAGAAGUUGAGGAUGACGAUGGCGGCGAUGAUUGUUAUUCUGCUGACCCCCCACCCACCGAGGUUUCUCACACAGGAAUAACACCCGCAGUGAGUGAGACAAAUAUCGAAGGUGAGUCUUUGUCUAGUGAUGACCCAUCUUCCCUUUCAACAAGAUAUCCACACGCAGACUGCCCACCCGAGCUAAGUGAUGUCUAUUCCAACAAGAGUUCAUCUAGUGAUGACUUUUAUUCCGUUUCAACAAGAAAUUUACACACAAGUAUCACUCCUGAGAUGAGUGAUGCCGGCCGUAGUGAGUCCCAAUAUCAUUCAUUCCCAGAAUCAGAAGGAAGCUCUUUUCCAGUGAGAAUGUAUUCUGCAUGUGAAACCAGUACCGACGAAGAGGGCUACAAUGGAGCUGAUGAGGGCAGCUAUAAUUUCGACGGAACCCAACACCACGACGAAGAAAUGUGCGAUGACGAGACAGUGCCUGAGCUUGGAGAAAUUGGAGGACGAACCGAAUAUUACAGCUCCGAAUAUCAUAGCCAAUCAUGGCGGAGCACUUCUAGUGAUAGAAGGCGCCGGCGUUCGCUAGAGAGUCAAGCUCGAGCCGAUGCUGAAUACAGGGAUCUUCAUGGCUCCGGCGGCAGUAGCGGCGGCAGCAAGCGGCAGCGUCUUGAACGGUCAUCCGGUAUCGCAAGCGGGAGAGUGAAGAGUGAUGUCGAACCAACCACGAGAGACAUCUUCAGGUACCGAAAGAAAGGAGCACAAUACCAAAGAUGGAUAGACGACCCCGCAGAGCCAGGAUGCAACGUUUACCCGGCAACAUUAACUAUAGAGCAAAUGACUGACGAAAUGCAGCAAUACCCUUGGGUAAUCCAGGACUCUUACACCACGGUUGAGCCCAUGGCACUUCAAGGCGGUGAUGUCGAAUCGAUGAAUAUUGCUCGUGGGGGUGAACGAUACCGCUACACAUACCUCCGAAGAGAUCCGGGACCAAAUUCGCACGAUUCUUGUGAAUUUGAACAUCGGGUUGCCCGUGGCGUUCUCGUUGCGGAGAGACUUUGGAAGGAAGACGGUCCUCAUUGGAAUGAGGUCGCUCGGGCUCAAUACUUGCUUGAUUUUAACCUGAAAACUCUGAGGCAUGUUGUUUUUACUGAUGUCUGGAAUGAGGAAACAGCUCCGUAUAUACGCCAUGAACUAUACCCUAGAUUGGGUGUUACAUGGGCACAGGCAGGAAACGUCGACUGUAUGGUAUUUGAGCACGGUAGCACUGAAUACCACGAGCUCCUCGGUACACAGUUGGGUAAAGGCGUCGCUUGCCUUGUUCUUUCAUCAUUCCCUAGGGGAACAAUGAAGAUCAAUCGUAUUGUCACUUGGUCUAAUUCGGAUUUGCCGCAGAUUAGAUUUGUGAUUGAACCUGUUACUGGUGCGCCUAUUGCUGUGGCCACAGCUGCAUCAUUUAUAUGA